AUGGCUGAGGCUACCGAGCCAGAGGGUGGCGCUUCGGGUCCCCAGGGGCCGCCCGAGGACCCAGCGCUUCUGGCCGAGCGACCGGGCGAAGCCGGGGCCAUAGGACAGGAGGCGAGCGAGGGCGCCGCGGAGGCGCCCGGGGGAGAGGGGGCGGGCGCAGCGGCGACAGCGGCCGACCAGGAGGAAGAAGGCGGCGGGCCGGACCCAGGGUGCACGGGGGAGCUGUCGCCGGGAGCCGGCAGUGGCCCCGGGACCGAGACGCGCGGCCCAGGGGGAGCGCAGACCGAGGCGGAGGAGGGCGAACCGCGGGGCGCAGAAGCUCCCCAGGGAGGGGAGGCGGCGGGCGGCGCCGGGCAGGUGGAGGAGGCGAGCCCCGAGCGCGGCGUGCAGGGCGAGGCUGCAGGGGAGGCUCAGGGGCCGUCCGGGGAGUCUGGGGAGUCCGGGGACCCCGGGAUCCCAGCGGCGCAGGAGGAGACGGAGCACGGGCUGGAGGCUCCGGAGGUCACCACAGACGCCCAGGGACUUUCGGGGGACAGCAUGGACGCCCAGGGGCUGGCGGGAGGGGCGCUAGAGGCAGACGGUGAGCUCCAGGACCAGGACCGGGAGCAACACAGUCCCCAGUCCCAGUCCGAGACCACUGAGGUCGCUGUCGCGGAAACCGGGGGGCCCAGCCCGGAAGAGUUUGCAGGAGCCAUGGGGGAGGUGGGGUCCGAAGAAGCGGUGCCUGGGGACGCGAAGGCAGAUGCUGGCGAGGAUGGGGACUCGGGUGGGGGCCAGAAGGAGAUGGAGGCGGAAGACGAGAGGCGAGAUCCGACCCCGAGCGAGGACGCCUCGGCAGUUGGGGGAGAGGAGGAGCCCCCGGACGGCACCCAGGAUCGGGAGGUGGCGGAGGAGACGGGGCCCGAGGGGCUCGAGGCCAAGCUCAGCAACCACCUGGAGGAGGAGGGCAGCGCGCAGGGCAGCGACGAGUCGGCGCUCGUGAACGGCCGCCCCGAGAACGACGAGGUGUCGGAGGAGGGGGACCCGGGGCAGGAGCACGACAUCACCCUCUUCGUCAAGGCCGGGUACGAUGGUGAGAGCAUUGGAAAUUGCCCAUUUUCUCAGCGUCUCUUUAUGAUUCUCUGGCUAAAGGGCGUUAUAUUCAAUGUGACGACGGUGGACCUGAAAAGGAAACCCGCGGACCUACAGAACCUGGCUCCCGGAACGAACCCACCUUUUAUGACUUUUGAUGGUGAAGUCAAGACGGAUGUGAAUAAGAUCGAGGAGUUCUUGGAGGAGAAGCUGGCUCCCCCGAGGUACCCUAAGCUGGGGCCCCAACACCCUGAAUCCAACUCAGCAGGAAAUGACGUGUUUGCCAAAUUCUCAGCAUUUAUUAAAAAUACCAAGAAGGAUGCCAACGAGAUGUAUGAGAAGAACCUGUUGCGGGCCCUGAAGAAGCUGGACAAUUACUUGACUAGUCCCCUGCCGGAUGAAAUCAAUGCCUACUGCACGGAGGAGGUGGCUGUUUCUGGGAGGAAGUUCCUGGACGGGGAUGAGCUCACGCUGGCCGACUGCAACCUCUUACCCAAGCUCCAUAUCAUAAAGAUUGUGGCCAAGAAAUACAGAGAUUUUGAGUUUCCUUCUGAAAUGACCGGCAUCUGGAGAUACUUGGACAAUGCUUACGCUAGGGAUGAGUUCACCAAUACGUGUCCCGCCGACCAGGAGAUCGAACAUGCGUAUUCAGAUGUUGCAAAAAGAAUGAAGUGA
This is a messenger RNA of Marmota flaviventris (yellow-bellied marmot), 1746 nucleotides long. It is a transcript of the gene Clic6, whose product is annotated as chloride intracellular channel 6. Lineage: Eukaryota; Metazoa; Chordata; Mammalia; Rodentia; Sciuridae. Gene Ontology annotation, molecular function: D4 dopamine receptor binding; D2 dopamine receptor binding; D3 dopamine receptor binding. The record is from RefSeq and is a predicted model, not a curated record.